AUGGGUUUCUCCAGACCUCAUGUCAUUUUAUUUCCAUUCCUGGCUCAAGGUCACAUGAUUCCUCUUCUGGACAUUGCAAAAGUCCUUGCUGGGUGUGGUCUGAGAGUCUCUUAUGUUACAACUCAUGGCAAUGCUUGUCAUGUAAGAACAAGUAUAAAUGAAGGCAGAGCCCUAAGCCUAGACAUUCAUCUUGUUGAGUUAGAGAUGCCUUGGGUGGAGCGAUUACCUCAAGGGUGUGAGAAUAUGGAUUCAAUUCCCAGUUUGGAGAUCUUUAUUCUAUUUCUUAUGACCUUAAAGAAGCUUCAGGAGCCAUUUGAGAAGAUGUUGUAUCAGUUGAUUGAUGAACAGCAACCUGCUUGUUGUUUAAUUGCUGAUCUAUUCUUUGGUUGGUGUAAUGAAACAGCUGAGAAAUUUCAAAUACCCAGGUUGGUCUUCCAUGGAAUAAGUUCAUUUGCUCUGUCUGUAGAAUACUCCUUGUGGUCUCAUUUACCCCAUAAAAGUUUGAAAUCAGAGCAGGAGACAUUCCUUGUUCCUGAAAUGCCAACUCCUCUAGUUUUAAGCAAAGCAAAUUUAUCUAAAGAGGCUGAUGAAUCUCACCCCCUGUUUUUGUUCUUUGAUGAUCUAUUAAAAAGAGACAAGGAAAGUUGGGGUAUUGUUGCAAACACCUUCUAUGAGCUAGAGCCUGUUUAUGUAGACCAUUUGAGGAAGUAUGUUGGUAAACCUGUGUGGACAAUAGGCCCCCUUUCUCUUUCCAAAGGAAUUGAGUCAAUUGACAGAGGAAAGUCAUCUGAUAUAAAAGCUGAUAAGUGCUUGCAAUAUCUGGACUCUCAGAGGCCAAGGUCUGUCCUUUAUAUUUCAUUUGGUAGCCAGCCAUGUAUUUCUGAUAAACAAAUUUCUGAGAUUGCAUUGGCUCUCCAAGCUAUAGAGCAACCUUUUAUAUGGAUUAUUAAAUUGCCAUCAGAUGCAACAAAGACUAAUCCACAACAUAAAGUUUCACCCUUGUUUCCAAGUGGGUUUGAAGAGAUAACAAAGAAAAAAGGCCUGAUUAUUAUGGGAUGGGCACCCCAGCUGCUGAUUCUAUCACAUCCCUCAAUUGGAGGUUUCCUGACACACUGUGGGUGGAACUCAACUAUAGAAAGUAUUUCUUCAGGGGUGCCCAUGAUUGCAUGGCCUUUCUUUGCAGAGCAAAAUCUGAAUGUAAAGAUGGUUGUGGAUGUUUUGAGGAUUGGGUUGCCAAUUCCUUUGUGUGACCAUGAGGGCCUAGUUAGAUGGGAAGGCAUUAAGAACGCUGCACUGGAGUUAAUGCAUGGGGAGGAGGGGCAAGCUGCUAGAGGAAGAGUCUUGGAGCUUGCAGAAGCAGCCAAGAAAGCUGUAGGAAUAGGUGGCUCAUCACAUAAAAGCCUAGUUUCAUUAGUUGAACAAAUUCACAAGUGGCAUACAAGCAUGGAGCAGUAUAUGGAAAAUGAUACACAACAUUAA
Molecule: messenger RNA, 1479 nt
Organism: Cryptomeria japonica (Japanese cedar)
Lineage: Eukaryota; Viridiplantae; Streptophyta; Pinopsida; Cupressales; Cupressaceae
Product: scopoletin glucosyltransferase-like
Exons: 1
Coding region: 1-1479 (492 amino acids)
Molecular function (GO): UDP-glycosyltransferase activity
Source: RefSeq, a predicted model, not a curated record